CUGGGAUAGGGAGAGAUUGAAUAUGUCCUUAGACAUUCCAGCCAGCUGGUCUGCACCAGCUCUGAGGACCCGGCUUGGAAUGCCAUCUGGGCCGGCAGCCUUGCGAGGGUUAACACACUUAAAUGUCUUACUCACAUUGGCCACAGAGAACGAGAGCUCACAGUCCUCGUGAACAGCAGUGGCCCAUGUCUCCAGCUCAGUGUUUUCCUCGAAGCGGGCGAAGAAGGUGUUCGCAACUUGGCUGGCUUUCCCUUUAUAAUCCUUGAUUAUCUGGAAUCCCUGCCACAUACAUCUGUGUCUGAGCCAUUGAAUUGCGACUCCAUGUACUGUCAUUUUGCCUCAUUGAUUGCCUUACGGAGGUCAGAGCUGGUCUGUUUGUACUCGUCCAUGUUUCCAGUCACCUUGCCGUUGUUAAAUGCAGCGGUUCCCAAUUUCAUGCUGCCAUCUAUCCACAGUUUUUGGUUUGGAAAAGUUCUAGUCGUCACAGUGGGAACAACAUCCUUUAUGCAUUUCUUGAUGAACUCAGUCACCUAGUCAGUGUACACGUCAAUACUAUUAUCGGAGGGGACCCGGUACAUUUCCCAUUCCGUGGAAUCAAAACAAUAUUGAAGCAUAGAUUCCGAUUGGUCAGACCAACAUUGAACAGUCCUUACCACGGGUACUUCCUGUUUAAGGGAGGGAGGGCCUUUUAGCCAUCCUGGAAGGGAGAGUAGCAAUGAUCCAGAGUGUUUGAUGUGCAAGUAGCACAGAAGUGUUGAUCAAAUUUCGGUAGCGUUUUCCUCAGAUUUCCUUUAUUAAAGUCCCCAGCUACAAUAAAUGCGGCCUCAGGAUAUGCGGUUUCCAGUUUGGAAACAAAGUCCAGUGUAGUUCAUUGAGAGCCGUCGCAAUGUCGGCUUAGGGGGGAAUAUACACAGCAGUGAUCAUGACAGAUGGCUGUCCUUACACGCCUCCAGGCACAUUCCUCCAUGGUUGAAUCACCAGGACAGUACUAUCCCAAACAUAGCAUGCUGUCAGCACUGUGUUUGUAAGGGAAAAAAGCUCAACUUUUUGUGGUUAUUAGCUAAAGAAAUAAGUGUGAUUGGAUUACAUACUCAUCCAACUGUGAGAUUAGACCUAGUACCUGGAUAUAGAGUGUGUAAUACAGUCUAUCCUUUGUGUUGUUUUAAGUCUCUGUUCCGCUGAUGAGCCCUCCUCAAGCUUUUUCCACUUGUAUAAAUCUGAAGUGGAAAUGUUAAGUGUUUCCCUCAUCAGCAAUAUUACAUAGACUGGACAUAUGUAGUCCAUUAAACACUAGAGCUAGUGAUUCAACUGGGUGGUCUGCGGAGUGUGAUGGAGAUCAUGUUGAAUGCAGGACAGAAUGACAGAAAUGUCCAUGAAUUACAGUAGUAAAUUGCUGUGGAUUUUGCAGUGCUUUUAAACCACUGUUUUGUAGCAGGUUGUAUAGAUCUCUAAUGCAACACAUGUAGCCAUCUUUUAGAAGACUUUCAGCAGCUAUUCUGUCUGUCUCAUCCUGUGUGAUUUAAAGUGCAGAUUCAUCACUGGUCAAUGCUUUUACUAUGCAAUGGCUUGUUGUACAGAUGAGAACGCAUUUGGCAACAAUCCUCACAUAAACUUUUCUGUACCACUUUGGAAGGUCUCGACUGGGAGGGGCAUUACAUUCCUAAUCUCAAGCCUACAUUCCGGAAGCAAUGUUUGGAAUUUGUAGUGCCUAUCAUCAGACGAGCUUCUUGCCUGGAGUUGCUGCAUUUUGUCCUUCACUGUCAACUUGACCUCCUGUACUAUGAUGGCAUGAGCUCACCUGCAUAGUGUUACUGUGCCACAGAGCUAUGGGUUUACAAGAGAUCAGUUUACCCACUAACUAAUGUCACCUCAAUCAAGCCAACUCUCCUCAGACUGACUGCCUUCUCUGAGGUCCCCUUUGUACUGUAUGCUCUUAGCUUUAGCAUGACUUGGCUAGGUGAUUUGGCUAGGUCACUUGACUUGUUGUUUUGACUUGACUACAGGUUAGGCCCUUGUUUCUAACAUGGCUGGGUUUCAUCUUGGCUGCAGGUUAGGCCCUUGGAUCUAGCAUUACUGUGCUGUUGUAUCUUGGCUACAGGUUGGCAUGUUCAAGAUCCAUCCUGAGAUCCCAGAUUCCAUGUCAAUGGAGGCCAAGGCCUUUAUCCUACGCUGCUUUGAACCCGACCCCGACCAGAGGGCCACCGCCCUGCACCUGCUCACUGAUGAGUUUCUCACCGUCACCAGCCGCAAGAAGAGGGGCAAGAGCGGCUUUACAGCUCUGACACCAGGAGGUUCAGAGUACCUGCGCAGCAUCUCUCUGCCAGUGCCUGUGGUGGUGGAAGACACCAGCAGCAGCAGCGAGUACGGCUCCGUCUCCCCUGAGAACGACCUCAACACCAACCCCUUCAGCUUCAAGCCCAGCACCAAGUGUUACAGUGAUCGGGACGUCAAAGCAACCCGCUCCCUGUUCCUCAGUAUCCCAGUGGAGAACUUUGAGGACCACAGUGCUCCUCCGUCUCCUGAUGAGAAGGACUCUGGCUUCUUCAUGCUGAGGAAGGACAGCGAGAGGAGGGCCACUCUGCACUGCAUCCUCACUGAGGACAGAGACAAGGUGGUGUCCAACCUCAUGGAGGCUCUCAAACAGGGUUCUGAGACAUCGGACACUAAGUUGAGACAUCAGCAUAUCUCCACCCUGGUGGUCAGUCUGGGGGACUUUGUGCGCAUGGCGGACAGGAAGAUCAUAGCCAACACCCUCUCCCAGCUCAAACUGGAGCUAGACUUUGACAGCACGGCCAUUAGCCAACUACAAGUGGUGCUAUUUGGGUUCCAGGAUGCAGUAAACAAAGUACUACGAAACCACAACAUCAAGCCCCACUGGAUGUUCGCCCUGGACAAUAUCAUCCGUAAAGCGGUGCAGACUGCCAUCACCAUCCUGGUGCCAGAGCUAAUGCCCCACUUCAGCCUGGCGUCGGAGGAUGACCUGGCCGACCAGGAUAACGUUGACGAUGACGUGGAGCCUGAGGAUAACUCCGCCCAUCAGUGCAGAGCCCCCCCCAACACUGCCCAUGACAACACGGUCGCCACCUCCGGUGUGAGCACGCUCAGUUCCACCGUCUCACACAGAUCCCAUAAUGCCCAGUGCUCCGUCACCAUGGAACUAGGCAGGAUGAAGCUGGAAACCAACAAGCUGAUGGAGCAGUUGCUGGCGAGGGAGAGAGAGUACCAGGCUGUCCUCCAGCAUGUCCUGGAUGAGAGGGAACAGGAGAUCAAACUACUGAGGAUCCGCUCAGAACCCAUCGAUAUGCCUACAUCAUCUGUGAGCCAGAAGAGCCGGUCCACUGUGAGCCAUGGGGACCCAGAGCUGAUCAAGUGGCUGAGACUCCAUGGGGCUGACGAUGACUCCAUGGACAGGAUAUUGACCGAGGAUUACACUUUAGAUGACUUUCUCCAGUAUGUGAUGAGAGACGACCUGAAGAGUUUGGGAUUAAGAGGCGGGAUGCUGUGUAAGCUAUGGAAGGCCAUUACAGACUACAGACAGAAACCAGUGUGAGGAGCCCUCGUGUGGAGUUAGUUUCCUCCACAGUACAGGACCUUUACCACAAGCACAACAACAACAACUCAGUAUUCUCCUCAACACUCACCACUGCACUUUAAUCUCAGUAUUUAUCAGACCAAGACUCAGUCCUGAUGGGGGACAGUUCCAGUGUAGUUUAUCAUGUAUUGAGUAUUGACACAUGAGUUGUUUUUUGGAAAUUACUAUUUUCAAAUGGGGUUAAGUGCCACUGGUUUUAUAAUAUUCAACAGUUAUGACACCUGCGUCAAGAUUUACAGGGCAAACAGUGAAACAUAUCUGAGAAUUUAACCUUUAAAUGUUAUUUGGUUGUAGAAUUAUCUCCUUACUAUCAUGUGUUUACUAUCAUGAGAUUGACCAUUUUCUAAAACAAGCCUGAGAGACAAAAUACAACGUUAACUGAUGUGUUUGAGCCACUGUACAUUAUCUUGAUAAACAGCAUUGUUAUUGCUAGUGGCUUCGUAUCACUAUUUUAUUUAAAUGUGUUUUAUGGAUAUGCCCUGCUCUCAUUGCCAUCACUGCAUGCCUGCCCUUUUGUACUUGUUUGUUUAACUGGCAUUGAAGGCUUUGAAACAUCAUAACUCUUGACUUCAUUUGUUCAAGUAAUUUUUUUACGUCAUUUACAUAUGUUAGGUAUAUUUUGUGUUAUUUUUGGGGUAAAUUAUGUAAAUAUAUAGCACAUUUUAUUGACAGUAAAUUACUAUUUUCAGUGACACAAUUUACAAAUGGCUAGAUGUCCUAUCAAAUAUGUAAAGCAAAUUUGUGUUGGGGGGUUCACAGCAAAGCUGGUGCUGUUAUAAGCCUUCUCACUUAAACCCUCAUAUCUGCCGCCCAGUUUGACCUAGAGACUUUAAACUUUGUAAGUAGGCGUCUUUCCUCAUGCUGAACAAAUCUGCCUCAAGGACCCAUAAGGUGCGUCAGGAUAGAUUUUCCUCCAUCCUUGAAACUUAUUCACAUGAACCAUAGGACCAAAUUACACCAAAAUUAAUUUUUGUUGAAAUGUGUCCGUUUUGUUUCAUAUUCAUGAUAGAUUGAUGACAUUAUUUGUGCAAAAACAUAUUAUUGUGUAAACAAAAAUGUGUCUUGAAAACUUAACUGUGAAAUAAAGGGUAAACUGAAAUAAUGCUUCGGGACUAUUAUGGCCCUUACAUUUCUACAACUGAACACAAAUAAUGUGUCAUGGUUUUAAAAUGUUAACAGGUCUAGUAGCCAAAUAAUAUUAAAUACAUAUUCAGUUCUUCUUAAUCCUGCAGAUAUAUCUCUAUCAUAGGGAGAUGCAUAAAACCAAAGCUGACUGAAUGUGAAACAUCAUCCGUGACAUCAAUGCUAAGGGAUUGGUAAAAAGAUGGCUGAGUUAUUGAUAAAUCAGGAAAUCUGAUUUUACGUGUCCAUUUAAACAACUGUAGAUCCACUCCACAGUGGCCUAUCAACUUGAAACUUGUCAUCACUAUCAUGGACAUCCCUAACAUGAACCACACUGGAUUUGGUAUUGAUAUUUCAAAAAACAAGGAAACUAUUAACAACUCAUUCUUUGCAUAUGUAAUGCUAAUGCUCAAAAUCAUCUUCCCCUCAUGAACCAUAUGUCAGAUUAACUCCAGAUGUUGUAUUUAGACUCAUGGUUGCACAUAAAGGAUAGAUAGUUCCUACAUCACAGAGUGCUUGCUUUGUUACCCAACCGAUCUUGUUCUUUUUGUCAUCCUGUGAACCCUAUCCAUUGCUGCUCGCAGCCAUAUUUUAUAGAUUUUAUUGAUACUGGCAAUGGAACAAAAUGAUGAUGUAGGAGGACCCAAUUAAUAUUUUACUCUGUAAAAUGUGUGGAGUUUUAUUUAGCCUGCUUUCAUUUGUAGCCUAUAUAUUAUCUUUAAAAAUACAAAUGCUUUAAAUCAAAUGUAUAUGUUUGAAUGAAAAUCAUAACUGAAAACCCAUUUUCAUAUUGUUAUACCACCAACCUGUUCUUUUUUUAUUUAAAAUAUUUCUGUCAGAAAUACACGUUUUGUACGAAGGUUUCCGUUUGUUUCAUAUUCAUGAUAGAUGUAUUACUUUAUUUGUGCAAUAACAUAUUGUUGUGUAACACAAUGUGAAAUAAAGUGUCAGCUGAAAUAAUGAA
Molecule: messenger RNA, 5678 nt
Organism: Salvelinus sp. IW2-2015
Lineage: Eukaryota; Metazoa; Chordata; Actinopteri; Salmoniformes; Salmonidae
Product: mitogen-activated protein kinase kinase kinase 5
Biological process (GO): cellular response to stress
Molecular function (GO): MAP kinase kinase kinase activity
Source: RefSeq, a predicted model, not a curated record